UGCGACGCUGGAGCAUUUCCGGUCCCGGAAAAGGGCUAUAAAGUUGGAAGUUCCGCGAGCAAUGAUUCCAAUCGGAAGUGGGAGUAGUUUUCAUCAUGUUUAAGCUAAUACUUUCAGUGGUAGUCCUGGCGGUCGUGGUUGCAGCUCAAGAGGAGGAAGAGAUCAACUACGACUUCAUCUUCGAGAAGAUGGAGACCGUCGAGGGUUCGGAGCAGUACUGCGAGUACAACUACACCAUGGAGAAGCUGUCCGAGUACAACUUCAAGCUAUCCGGCAACUUCUUCACCCCGAAGGAGCUGAACAACGACUUUGGCAUCGUGUUCACGCUCAGCCGUGCCGAGGUCGGUUCCGAGGAGUUCGAGGAGAUGAUGCACAUCAGCAAACCCCUGUGCGAGUACAUGAAGACGAUCUACCGGAUGUACUUUUACGAGAGCGUCAAGGACAUUAGCAACUUCCCGCACUUUGACGAGUGUCCGCUGCCGGGCCAGAAGGAGUACUGGAUCAAGGAGUACCUGUUCGAGGGCGAGGGCUACAAGGCGUUCACCCGUGAUGGUCAUUUCAAGAUUGAGUUCUAUCUGACCAAGGACGGUGCGAACGUGGCCGGUGCCGUCACCACGAUGACCGUGAAGCCCGUGGAGAAGUGAGGUUCAAUUCAAGUGUAGAUGGUUCGUUUGGAGGCAAUAAAGAGUUGCAUGGUUUAGA
Molecule: messenger RNA, 702 nt
Organism: Culex pipiens pallens (northern house mosquito)
Lineage: Eukaryota; Metazoa; Arthropoda; Insecta; Diptera; Culicidae
Exons: 2
Coding region: 96-644 (182 amino acids)
Source: RefSeq, a predicted model, not a curated record